Molecule: messenger RNA, 840 nt
Organism: Wallemia ichthyophaga EXF-994
Lineage: Eukaryota; Fungi; Basidiomycota; Wallemiomycetes; Wallemiales; Wallemiaceae
Exons: 2
Coding region: 1-840 (279 amino acids)
Biological process (GO): chromosome segregation
Cellular component (GO): MIS12/MIND type complex
Source: RefSeq, a predicted model, not a curated record
AUGAGCGACGACACAGAUAUGGAAGUUGAGCGUAUAGUGGAUGGCGAGGAGGGCGGAAAUGACGGGGAUAAAGGUCAAAACAAAAUCAAAGACCCAGAACCCGCGGGAAGUGAAGCUGAGCGAGAUGAAGCUGAGGGCGUACGCGACACGAACGGAGCAAAUGGUGCAAAUGUUGCAAAUGCAGGAGUAGAAGCCAGUACAAGCGCAAUCGCAAAUCCAUCAGAAAACACACCACAACCACAACCACAACCACAACCACAAAAACUAGGCAAACGAGCGAAACAGACGCGUCAACUAGUCCAAAUGGCCCUCAAUCACAUAGUAGAAGGAUGGUCAUAUGACAAUUUCGCCGAGUCGUUCCCCGCUAUUGCAAAAGAUGCACCGGAGUCGCUGAGCAGUAUGCGCGAGCAGACCAAAGACCAUUUCGAAGCGAGUGUGACAAGCUCUAUAGCUGCAUUACACGAGCGCCGACGCGUCGUCGAAUCGCUUAACAGUCUUGACGAUAUGCUCGAGGAGAUACAGCGUGCUAAACGGAGCAAAGGGACCAACUUCAAAAAGAAAGGGGAAAUGCUCGCCAAUGACCCUUUCCUCGCUUACAGAGUGAGGAGGAAAGCUGUACUGAUGCAGGAACAUAGAGAAAUGGAUGAGCGCGUCGAGGAUGCGCGUAGAGAGAUGGAUCAACUGGUGGGGAACAUCAAGGAAAUGGAAGCAGAGGAGGAAGCAGGUGAGAGUGAGAAGAGAGAGCUGGAAAGGUUGUUGGGUGUGGUCGAUAGCAGCACACAGAAUAUCCCUAUAGAUGAAAUGCGGGUUGUUCAAGCAGAAACAGAGCUUAUGUUGUAA